Messenger RNA from Dermacentor andersoni, 1399 nucleotides. RefSeq names its product DNA polymerase subunit gamma-2, mitochondrial (gene PolG2). The record is from RefSeq and is a predicted model, not a curated record. Gene Ontology annotation, biological process: mitochondrial DNA replication. NCBI's taxonomy places the organism in Eukaryota, Metazoa, Arthropoda, Arachnida, Ixodida, Ixodidae. Gene Ontology annotation, cellular component: mitochondrion; cytoplasm.
CGUGUAGUCGGAUACGUUGAAGUUGCGCUUUGGUAAAUGAAGGAAGUUUUGUCUCGCGAUCACAACCAAUGAACUGCGAUCACGAAUACAGCAAAACUAGGGCUGCGACGUAGUCUUGCGAUCAGUGCCCAAGCCCGCCGCGAAAGUUCGUUUUUUCUGCAGCAUGCGUUCGUUUCCGACGUUCGAUCAGCUGAUCAAGACCGGUGUCUCGGUUUUUCGGAUUACUGGUGCAUCACGGCCACGGGGCUCACUAUGUGGAAGACCCAUGGGCACUUCAGUGGCAUUCACACAGCUCCUGCUCAAAUACGGGUUUGUGGGCAAAACCACGUAUGGGCCAUGUGGCACACUUCUUCGUGACAACCUGAGGCGAGAAUGGAGGCGUCACAUUCUUCGAUCAGCAGAGGCCACCGUGCUACCCAUGGAGGAAGCCUGGCCAGACCAAAUAAGUGCCAACUCACCUCAAGAUCUACAGGUGCUGUACACUGCCGCCAAAGAGCUGGUGGAUUCGGAGUCUUCCUUCGGACUUCUGCUGAACAGCAAGAGUAGCAAGGCCUUGUUCCCGGACCAACCGUCACAGAGCCAGCAGGCAGCUACACUGGAACAGCUGCUUUUCUUUCCCGCUUCUGGAGAGGAAGCUCGGUGGCUGACCUACUGGCAACGGCAGCGACUGCGUUGGUGGCGACAGCUUUCCCGGCGCCCGUGGGCAUUCCAGCUGGAGCAGACGGGGUCCCAAGAGUCGCACGUCGUUCACGCCGAGUCCGGGCCCCUGGAGCGGCUCUGGAGCCAAGGGCGCAUAGUUGCGUCUGCCGGUAGCCUGGAGACAGCCGCAGAAGCGUUCUUGAGGGACGCCCACCAAGAGGGUCCCCUGGGGCAGGUGCUCUCGCUACAUCCGGGCCUCGCUCCGUUCCAAGCGGCCAUAGCUACGUCAGGGGGCGUGGCUUCUCUGAAGCCAUUGGCCCAGCUGCUACAGAGGCAGUUACGGGGAACGCUGGCCGUCUACGCCAACCCCAGCCUGGGCAGCUCAGCACCACUCGACAACCAGCUGGCUAGGUUUGACGAAAUGGGUGUGGUGGUAGUGGUGAUCUUGGACGAGACGACGUUGAAGACUGGUGUUGUCCACGUUCGUCACCGAGACACAGGCCUGAAGGAGCAAGUCCACGUGACUGAUGUGCACAGAAGACUACCACUGUGCCUACAGACUGCAGAGAGUUCUUCCUGAAGCCCUACUUUCCCACGUGGCACACCUGGCAGGCCAGUCACCUACAUAGCACGACAUCUGAGUGACUUUAAUUUCUAGCCUGUACUAGUGAAACUUCCUGCCUAAUAAACCGUUGACACCAUCGGUAUAGGCCCCUAAGAUGCGACCAUUAUUAUUUAUUAAACUCUGGUGCCAAUGAUA